This is a messenger RNA of Rhododendron vialii, 2397 nucleotides long. RefSeq lists its product as uncharacterized. The record is from RefSeq and is a predicted model, not a curated record. The transcript has 5 exons. The coding region runs from base 499 to 939 and encodes 146 amino acids. Lineage: Eukaryota; Viridiplantae; Streptophyta; Magnoliopsida; Ericales; Ericaceae.
UAGUCGACGACGAUCUGCUACUUGCUUCUUCGACGACGAUUUGCUACUUGCUUCUCCGACGACAACCUGCUUCUCCUCCAGACGACGACGACGAUGUGCUUCCCCAGAGAACGACGACGACCUACUUCCCCAUCCGAAAUUGUUGGAUGCAUUAGAUGCUCUGAAUAAUCAAGAUAUAGAUGUUGUCCUUAGACGAGGAAGGCUCCCCACAUGUAUAUUUUGCGAAGUACCGUUUUGGACUAGGAAGGAAUAUGGGAAGCAGCUCAAAGAGCUAAUAUGUUACAUAAACAUAUGUGUUGAAGCACCGGAGACUAUAAUGUCUUCUUUCUUACGUGAGUUGGAAAAUGUCAAAGAUAGAGACAAAUUCAAGACCUUGUGUGGAAAUCCUGAUAUCAUAACAUCUGAAGAAAAGAUACAACUGAUUAUCGAUCUAUCUAGUUUACUUGAAGAUCGACGUAACAUAGACAAGUUUAUGGAUGAUCUUGGUGUGUUCGGGAUAUGGAAACAAUAAACCAAAAUGAUAGUUGCCUUGAAUACCUCGAUUAUUUGGUUAAUGUCUUUGCUCAACAGCAGAAGGUGACCCAAGGGGAAGGUGAUAAGAAAGUGGUCGCCGAAAUUGAUAAGAAGAAGUUGGCGUCCCGGGUUCGUUUCCUUCGCAACGCAUACGUCCAUCAUGUGCGGCUUAUUCUAUUGCACAAAGCAGUGGCUUUGGGAUUUAGAAACGAGUCGGAAUUGCAAUUGAUGUUUGAGCACCACUUUCCUGGACAUAUUAGGAAGCUAAAAGGGAUUUAUAAACAGUUGAAGGAGGAAUUUGAAAGAAAUACAUUCUAUUUUGAGCCGACGUACAUCGAAUCUGAAGUUGCUUGUUCACUGCCAAUACAAGAAUUGUUCACAUCAAAUUUUCUGAAGAUGUGCAAGCAUUCAAAAGAGGGGGGUUGAUCCUCAAACAAGCCACAAUGACCAAUCAGCCAUCCUCAUUCUCAGACAUCAAAAAAUCAGAAAGGGUGAAUCUUUUGGAGAUGCAAAGCCUAUGGAAGAUAAUUUGCUCGUGAAAGUGGGACAAACAUCGGAUAUCAAAAAACUGGGAAGAGUGAAUCCUUUCGGAGAAGCCAAGCCUAGGGAAGAAAAUCUUGCAGCUAAAGUGAUGUCUGUUGGACAAACCAAGCCUGGGGAAGAAAAUCAAAUCCACCUUGAGAGGACACCGUCAAGUGAUUGAAAAAUGCGGAACCUUGGAUAUUUUGCAUGUGAUAUGCCUACAGUUUAUCCCGGGCGACCUCUCACUUGGUUUGAAAGAUGGCUGAGAAAACGUGUCGAUGCAUUAGAAGGAGGAGGAAAUCAAAACAGUGGUGAGCAACCGAUCGAGCUAGUGGUCACCUACAAGAUGCGGAAUAAGUUUAUUCUAUUUACAUGAAAGCUGACCUUAGGCUACUAUCGUUGCCGUUGGCCGUAUUUCACGGCAUCGUGACACGCCUCAAUAAACUUAUUCUGCAUCUUGUAGGUGACCACUAGCUCGAUCGGUUAUUCACCACUGUUUUGAUUUCCUCCUCCUUCUAAUGCAUCGACUCGUUUUCCCAGACAUCUUUCAAACCAAGUGAAAGGUCGUCCGGGGGUAAACUGUAGGCAUAUCACAUGCAAAAUAUCCAAGGUUCCGCGUUUUCCAAUCACUUGACGGUGUCCUCUCAAGCAGAUUUUCUUCCCCAGGCUUGGUUUGUUCAAAAGACAUCACUUUGGCUGCAAGAUUUUCUUCCCUAGGCUUGCUUCUCCGAAAGGAUUCACCCUUCCCGGUUUUUUGAUAUCCGAUGUUUGUCCCACUCUCACGAGCAAGUUAUCUUCCCUAGGCUUUGCAUCUCCAAAUGGAUUCACCCUUCCUGAUUUUUUGAUGUCUGAGAAUGAUGGCCGAUUGGUCAUUGUGGCUUGUUUGAGGAUCAACUCGCCCUCUUUUGAAUGCUUGCACAUCUGCAAAAAAUUUGAUGUGACCAAUACAUUCUAUUUUGAGCCAUGUGUAAGCAUUCAAAAGAGGGCGAGUUGAUCCUCAAACAAGCCCUGUUGUUCUUCUCCAAAAUUGAAGGCCAAGACAUGAGAAUCUUGAAAAAAUGCAAGAAGAAAGGUUGGUCAACGCAAGGAGUGUUAUGUUUUGAUCCGAAGAAAGUGUCACCUUGUGUGGCUUUGUGAUUCUUAGCAAAUUGGGGGUUUUCUACUUAGUCUCUUUAAAAUGCAAGCUACCAUGUGUUUUCAAAAAAAAAAGAGGCCCUAAUUUGAGUUAUAUAUUUCAAGUUUGAAAUUUUAUGUAUGUGUUGAAGUGGAUGUGUUUAGUGUUUGAUGUACGGUGAUGGAGUGCAUGUCUAUGAAAAUUUGUGGUCUUAAUAUAAUGACGAUGUAGUUCCAUUUUGUCGAUUA